Messenger RNA from Girardinichthys multiradiatus, 5911 nucleotides. RefSeq names its product CREB regulated transcription coactivator 1a (gene crtc1a). Lineage: Eukaryota; Metazoa; Chordata; Actinopteri; Cyprinodontiformes; Goodeidae. The transcript is spliced from 15 exons. Gene Ontology annotation, biological process: protein homotetramerization; positive regulation of transcription by RNA polymerase II. Gene Ontology annotation, cellular component: nucleus; cytoplasm. The coding region runs from base 226 to 1980 and encodes 584 amino acids. The record is from RefSeq and is a predicted model, not a curated record. Gene Ontology annotation, molecular function: cAMP response element binding protein binding.
AUAACUGUAUUACAUAAGUCUACAUAUAGUUGUUAAGUACAUUAUAUGUUAAAAGGCACCCAUACAGUGUAUGGUAUACUACACAAUGGUAUUGGGAAAUUAAAAAAUUAAACUAAGAAUGUGCUUAAAUGUUUCUGCUUUGUUUAGAAUCCCUCGCCGGAAGCUGGACGUCCGCACUCCGUGGAACUUGACCACUGUAGGAAAAACGGAGCAGAAGAGCGAAACAUGGCGACUUCGAACAAUCCGCGGAAAUUCAGCGAGAAAAUCGCUUUACAUAAUCAGAAGCAGGCAGAGGAGACAGCGGCAUUUGAUGAAGUGAUGAAGGACCUCAGCAUUACCCGGGCAGCCAGGCUACAGCUGCAGGACACAAAGUAUUUGCAGAUGGGAUCGAGCCGUGGGCAGUACUAUGGAGGGUCUUUGCCAAAUGUGAAUCAGGUUGGAAACGGCUCUGCUGAUGUGCCUUUUCAGAAUUCAGGGCUUGACACUAAUAGAUCAACACGACACCACGGAUUGGUGGACAGAGUGUACCGUGACCGGAAUCGCAUCACAUCACCCAACCGAAAACCUCUCUCCAUAGACAAACAUGGACGCCAGAUUGACAGCUGUCCAUAUGGCUCAGUUUAUCUGUCACCGCCACCUGAUACCAGUUGGAGAAGGACAAAUUCUGACUCAGCACUCCAUCAGAGCACACUGACUCCUGCACAGCAAGCCUCCUUCAGUGGAGGCUCCCAAGAACUUCAGCCAAAACGAGUUCUCUUACUCACUGUUCCAGGGUCUGGAGUCAUUAAACAAGAGGUUGAGGAAGAUGCACAAGAGCAGAACUGGGACUGUAAAAUGAAUGUGUCACAGUCUGAGCGGUGUCAAGUUCCUGGGAUCCACAUAUUCUCGACUCCGGACAAUCAGCUGACCACGUCACUGAAACCAGCGGCCCACAACAGCGGCGGUUCUCUGCCUGACUUGACCAACAUCCAGUUUCCCCCUCCACUGCCUACCCCACUGGACUCAGAUGAUCCAGCUGCCUCCUCAUUUGGCCCUCCCAGCAGUACACAGACUCUGGGAACCACACAAGGAGUGAACACCUCUCAGUCCACAGUAACCAUGGAAAUGCAGUCUGACCAGAACAACAUGGUUCCUGUCAUCCUAAAUCCAGGAGACUCACACCAGCAGCAGAACAUGCAGCUCUCCCAAACAUCUCCACAACUCCCUCUUUCCCAGGCGGUCAUCAGUGCUAUGAGUCUUGAGCAACAGUUGUCCCAGUAUUCUUUCAUCAACCAGCAGUCAAUGGCCCAGACACACCACAACCAGGAACAGACGGGUCUAGUCCAGCUGCCGACCUCUGGGAACUCCUGCUCUACGUCAGACAACCAGACAUCAGCACAAACUAACAUGACCAUCGACAUGAACACGGCCGCCUCCCUGCAGCAGUACCGCCACAGGGUUGGAUCCUCUGCCAAUCAGUCUCCAACCUCUCCCGUCUCCAAUCAAGGCUUCUCACCCGGAGGCUCACCUCAACACAAUUCCAUACUGGGCAGUGUGUUUGCAGACUUCUAUGACCAGCAGCUGCCAUCCAUUCAGGCCAGUGCUCUCUCACAACAGUUGGAGCAAUUCAACAUGAUGGAGAACCACAUCAGUUCUGACAGUAUGUACAGCCAGACUUCUACCCUCAACUAUUCCCAGGCUUUUAUGAUGGGUUUGGCUGGACACUGCAACCUUCAAGAUUCACAGCAUCUGGGCUACAGCAGUCAUGGCAACAUCCCCAACAUCAUUCUGACAGUGAGUGGAGAGUCUCCUCCAAGCCUUCCCAAGGAUCUGACUAGCUCGCUUUCCACAGACAUCUGCUUCGAUGUGGACUCCCAAUUCCCCCUGGAUGAUUUAAAAAUUGAUCCUCUGACUCUGGAUGGCCUGCACAUGCUGAAUGACCCAGACAUGAUCCUCGCUGACCCUGCCACAGAGGACGCAUUUCGUCUCGAUCGACUCUAAUUCUAGCUCUCCAUGCUUAUUUUGCAUGGAAAAACAUAGCUAAAUGGGCCGUUCAGUGAUUCCACCUGAGCAGAAUAAGCAGUUUCUCUCAAUCAAACCCCAUGACAGUGAGUAAAAAAAUGUGGGAAAUUCAAUGGAUAUGUUUCUAAAGAGUCCUGCUAGCUUCCAUAGUACACGCCGGGAUAAAAUAUGGAAUGAAUCCGGUAGAAGGCUUGGUCUCUACAUUCAUCGUUUAGAUCUGUUUUAGAUACCUGGUUAACUGUUUGAGGAAGCUAGAUGACAGCAGAGACAGCCUGGUGUCUCAGUCUGCCUCAGAGAGUAACUACAGUAAUAUAUCUCCAGAGAAAACCCUACUGACAAAUUCCAGUGCAGCUCCCUGUUCACAGAGUAUUUUGAUGAUUCAGAGAAAACACAGAAAAGGUUUACUCCUCUCAGUCUGGCUAUGGUUUUGUGCUUUUAUCUCAAUGGUUUGUAUUAUAUGCCCCAAGAGGCGCUGAGUCAUUACUUUAUUUUUAGGAUAUUUCUGAAUAUAGAUUUUAUCAAAAGGAAUAGGAUUCAUCAGUUAUGCAUGAAAUCAUAAAUCACUGUGGAUACUUGUUUUGCCUUAAAAGCUUGAUGUUUUGGUUUUCAUGCAAAAAGAAAAAAAAAGGAUCCAAGUUAAGAAGUCAUUUAAACCAAGUUUAAAGUUGCUUGGCCUGCAUAAUUUACUGUUGUGUUGUCACUACUGCCUCAUAAGUCAAAACCUAAAUGGGGAUCCGUUCAGUCUUUGUGAUGAAAAUAAUGUUUACAGGCUUGUUUUGAUUUAAUUGUACCGAAUGUGGUUAGAUUUUGCGUAAUGAUAUCUAUGCAAAACUACGGCGAUUAGUUGGACUGUAGAAUGAAAGACAGGUCAAUCCGUUAUGUGAAACUGAAGGCAAUGUAGUGGAUUCCUCUGGAAUGCACAGUGAUGUUUUUCAGAAAAAAAACAUUUUUCUUUCAUUUUAAGGUUUUAUACAGAAAAAAAAAAUUAAACACAACAGUCACUUGGAGACUCAUGGAUUUCUCCUAAAGAUGGGGACCUCAGUAGGGGAAACCUAGUUUUCCAGUCAGCUGAACUGCCUUUAGAACAGCACUGUUGAUGCAAUGAGAAUGUACUUAGUUAACAUCCAUGUGGUUGUAUUGCUGUCAUUUUGUUUUUCUCAUUCCCUCCUGUUUCUAUUUUUUUACUACCUCUAGAGCCAAAUACCUUUCUUUCACUUGUUACUUUGAGCAGAUCUGUCAGUCCUUUGUGUUUUAUAUUUGAUUGCUUAUGUUGUUUUUGUCUUAAAUUGAUAUUUUGGUGUUGAGAUUUGUCUUUAUGUUGUCUUGGUGUGCAUUUAAGGGAGUGGGUUCCUUCAUUCACAGCUCUGUUUCAUAUUUGAUGUUUUGCACUUUAUGCUUUCAUUUAAAAAAACACUAAUUAAUGAGAGUUUAUAUAUCGAACGCCCCUUCCCUGUGACUGUUAAGAUGAACUGGACCUGCUUGUCCUGUCUUUGUUCAAACUUGCCUUCUUGUACAGAAAAAAGGAAAUACACAAAAAGCUAAAUUAAAAUUAUUUUUGAAAAAAAAAAAAUUCAGGGUGAUUUAUACAAAGUGUUUUUACUUAACUAGGUGAUAUUUUAGGAUUCUUGUGUUUAAACAUUUUGUUAUCCUUCUGCUACUAUCAGUUGGUCUGGGUAAUUGAAAAUAUUGAAAAAAAAACUAAACUAAUCAAACACCAAUGACGGAAUUAAAUGUAUGUCAUAAAUACAAUUAGGAAUGCACAAUAUUAGUGUGUCAGCUCAAGUUCUGAAAACUGGUUUAAGAGAUGCAACAAUCAAUGUUUUCUGGCUCGUUUCCGAUCUCUGGUUUUGUAAAGCUUUGAGCUGCCAAUGUGAUUUCAACUGUUUCUGUUUUCUCUUCAAAAGCUAUAAUUGUGUACAGCGAGUGCACAGCUGCUUCAAUAUCCUGAUUGGAAAUUAUGCUGCUGGCUAAAAAACAGCUCUUUAUUUCAUACUGUGGAUUGUAAUUAAGUAAACAAAAUAUAAUAAUUUUUUCAUUCCUGUUAAUGACAUUCACAUCUUAUUGCUGAAGAUUUGCUUCAGUAAAACCAGAUGUAAUUUACCUGAAGAUGAGCAGAUGUCUUUUUCGAACCAUAUCGUCUGUUAGAUCAUUUUUUCCUCUAUAUAAGAACAUUUGAUUUGAUAGGUGAACAUAUGCUAAAUAAGCCUGCAUUAGGUUCAGAUUCCAUCAAAACUUAAAAACAAUUUUAACAUUCAUUUCAGGUUUCAUCUGAGAAACAAUCCACACUGAAUAUCUUUUUGUUUCAAGGUAGAAUAUUCUCUAUGUUUUCAAGCUGAAAAAAUAUCAUGUUGUACAGCAUUUCUUGGUGCAUCUCUAGUUCAAAUCUUCAUUUUUGGCAGUAGCCAACACUGGUUUUGGCCAUUUCAAAAUCAUCCAGUAAGUUAAAUUAGGACAUCUACGGUUCGGGUUAAAAAAGUUGAACUGCUGAUCAGAAACUAAGUUAUUCCAAUGAAAUUCAUAGUGUCUAUGCUUUGGUAUAUCCUUUAAGUUCUGCUGUUAUCAGACACACAAAGGUUUAAAAACAUAACAGACAUGUUUCGACUGCAGAACCUUCGUCUUUGUUUAUGAAAACCUUGUGUGUCUGAUAACAGAAGACGUUUUUCUGGAUCUGAGUCUAACUUUAGCGAGCACAACCAAAAGUGUAAGGAUCAUAUGUUUGUACUGGCAUUAGAAAUCAAUCUCAGCAGCAACACAAUAUUGUGCAUUGCUAAAACUGAUUUGUGGUGCAGAAGUGACUACACUGUGCUGAAUGAAAUCAGCUCAGUUCCUAAAGUCAUUUGCAUACUAGAAACAUGCUAGAAAAUCAGUGCAGAUAAAAUCUAUGAAAUUAAGAACAGGCACUUUUCAUGGACACUAUUUUUGCACCACUGUUAGCUACAGAAAAAAUAGUUAUUGUGUAGCUGCAACGAUUCCUACUUUGAUGUGUUUUAAGGACUUUGUGUAUUUUACUUUUACUGUCACACAGUCUAAAUGAGAAAUGUUGGACUUUUAUUUUACUAGUAACUGCAUGAAACUUCAGACAUGAUUUCUCUCUUUGUUGGAGGUUGUUUUCUUCUGACUGUUGGGAGACAUUAAGUUUAGAUAUUUAGAGUUUUUUUGUUUUUGUUUGCUAAAACUGUAUUGUCGUGUUAAACUUGUGUCAUGUGUAUGUAAGUGAAGCCUAAAAAUGUAUGGUGUUGAGCCUUUUAUGCACAUGUGGAAGCUGUUGUUUGGUACUGUGUUUUACACUGCAAUAUACAGUUAUGUGCUUAUAUUCUGUGCAACAUCACAGACUUUUUAUUAUGUCCAAGUACCUGUAGAAUAGUUAUGUAUAUUGCUGUACCGUAGGAAUAAUGUUUCUUGUGCUUACUGUGAGAUAAUGUCAAAAUGGGAAAUUGCACUGAGAAAUUCCGCUGGAUCUCUCUUCUGGAUCCCGGGACUCUAAAGUGAGCCUGACAUUUUGUUGGCUCUUUUUCCUUUCACUUCCUUUAGCUAAUGUGUCCUCUGUUCUUGUCACUUCUUUGUACGUCGGCGUUCGGGUAUCCAUUGGUAAAGCACCAGGGUUUACAAAGACAAUGGUUUACAACAGAGUUUGUGUUUGCCAAACCCUUCAUCUUAGUUUCAACCCUGCUUCUGAACUGCACUGUAGAUUAAAGGGUCAUUGAACAGUGAAUCAGUUCAGUCAAGACUGGGAAAAUAAAUGUAUUAAUCAAAAAAAUGCAGUCAGUUCUGUAAGGUUAGUGAAUAUACAUUUAUUUUACACCUCAUCCUCGUGCAUUUCAUGUCCUGAAAGCACUGUUGUUAGGUUGAAAUGUUCAUUUCUAAAAGAUUUCUAAUACAUUUGCACCUAAAUAAAUUUGAAUAUCAUCAA